AAAAUAAGAGCUUUAUUUACUUUGAGGGUCACUGAUGAAGAAGGGUGAGGAGGCUCGGUGAGCUCUCAGACUGCCACCAUGUCUUUCCUUGACACUCUGCGUCAGUGGGACGAGGCUGUCACCUGUGUGGACAGAGGUGAUCUUUCAGAAGGUCUCAGGAUUUUCCUUUCUAUCCAAGAACCAAACUCCAAAAUCUAUUUCAACAUUGGCUGUCAACAUCUUCUCAACCAGGAACUGGAUGCAGCUGAGAAGGCCUUUGAUUGCAGCAUUCGGAAAGACGAGCAUUUGGCUGUCGCCUUCUUUCAAAGAGGAAUCGCAUUUUACAGAAAAGAAAGGUACGAGGAGAGUUUAGGCGACUUCAAGCACGCCUUCAAAACACUGAGAGGCAACCAGCUGAUCGAUUACAAAGCUCUAGGUCUCAGAUAUAAGUUAUACGCAUGUGAGGUUCUCCAUAACAUGGCCCUGUGUGAGGCUCAGCUGGGGAACUGGGAGAAAGCUCAGGAGAACCUUGUGAAAGCGCUCAACCUCAAGACAGAGGCCAAGCUCAAUGUCAUCGACAGAGCGCUGCAGUCUACGCUGAAACAGAAGCUUUUCAAACUGGUGGAGUUCCCGUCAAAAGUUCCUUUUAAACCAAAUAAGCACUACGUGGCUGAGCUGGAGAAGAAGGACUACCUGGGCAAAGCAAAGGUCAUUGCCUCUGUAGUUCCUCAGGAUCAAUUCUCUGGAUUUAACCCGUUACAGCCACAGGUGGAAGAUAAUCCAGUUCGUCCAAAAGAACCUGAAGUCCUGAGGGCUUUACAGGGAGAGUCUCACACCGUCCUGUUUGAGUUUAUUCCUGAGACCAGCGAUGAGCUCGCUGUCGUGCCGGGGAACAUCGUGUUUGUGGUGCAGAAAGGAGCUGACAACUGGGCUUCUGUCAUCUUCAAUGAAAGAAGGGGACUUGUUCCUUACAACUACCUGGAACGUUUGGAAAUCUCAUUAGCUUCUGCACAAAAUGAGGGCAUCUCUGUGCCUCCAACUCGAGAACCACCUACCAGACCGGAAAGGAAACAAGGUGGGACUCGUAGUGAUAAUAAGAGUGAGGAUGCACAGAUGAAGGACUUACUGCCUGCAGAUGAUUCGUAUAUCGUCAAAGUCCGAUCCCCUUUCACCUUUGCUGUCUCAGUACCACCUGGAUCUCCUUAUGCAGCACUGAUUGAGAAAAUCAGCAAGAAAUUGCAUCUCCCAUAUAAUGCGAUCACAUUGAGUUUAACCGCUGAGGUGACAGAAGAAAGUGUCAUCGAUGCAAACACAGAAAUGGAAAGUGUGUGGAGUGGAGUCAAAGGUGGACGCAUCACCAUGUGGUGUCAGGCCAAAGAUCAAACUGAUGGAGAGCCUGAGACUGAGAUUCACUUUGUGGCUCUUCAUUCUUAUGAGUCUGUUAAUCCAGAGGAUCUCAAUUUUCAUGAAGGAGACCAAAUCACACUCCUCUCUAGAGUUAACCAGGAUUGGUUUGAGGGUCAGUGUAACGGGAACACUGGAAUAUUUCCGGCAGCCUUUGUGGAAGAAGUUCCUCUCAGUGUCAAGUAGUUUUAAUAAAAUAACAUAAAUAUGAAACAACCCAAGUCAAGCCAGUGACUAAGUUAAAUGUCAAAAUCUAGAAGGCAUGUACCUUCAACCAAAAGCCUUCUCACCACAAACUCCUUUAAACUUAUAAAUAAGUUAAAGCAAAAGUUAGUCCAUUACAUGAGUAACGAUUUCAAAUUAAUUUAACAAUUGAUGUAAAACAUUUUCUAUAAUGCCAAGAUAUGCUGCACCUCUAUAUCAGAUCUCACAAUAAAGUAUUUGGGUGUCGUUCUACUGAUUUGACAAAAAACGCAAUUUUAGGACAAUUUUGUUUUUUACAGUUUGAACUGUGAAACCUAAAAACUCUCAGCAGAUUUAUUGAUUAUUAAAAUGAUCUUCUGUUGCAGCCCUUAACUAAAGAAACAUUAAAUCAUUACAAUAAACUAUUUUUUUUUUCAAAAAUGCAGGAAUGAAAAAGUCAUAACAACUAUGAAUAUAUGAAAAGGUUUAAUCAUUACUUACAUUCAAGAACAAUUACCAGCAAUAUAUAGUGAGUAGCUCAAAGUGCAGGCCGGUAUUAUUAAAUAAUCAGCUGUAGUCUUUGUGUAUUUAAAUCAUGAUGAAGACGUUCCCUCCUCCUCGUAGGCGAUAGCUAUUCCUUUCCUGCCCUUGACGGCCUUCACCACCGGGGUCUCCCCCAACUUUUGCUCCAAACCCCGCCAGCUCCGCUCUGCCAGGAAAGAUGCUGAAAAGAGACAGAAAUACAUGUUUAGAGGAAUUUCAGAUAUUUGUAAAUGUGUGUUUGCUGGUUAGUGAAAUGCUAACAUGCUAAAAGUGUCAUAAGAACUGUAUGUGUUUGAUGUUCAACAACAAAAAUGUAUUUAUGUCAAAAGUAAAUGGAAUUAAAGAAUUCGUACCAGCUGA
Messenger RNA from Notolabrus celidotus (New Zealand spotty), 2469 nucleotides. RefSeq names its product neutrophil cytosolic factor 2 (gene ncf2). Gene Ontology annotation, biological process: superoxide anion generation. Gene Ontology annotation, molecular function: superoxide-generating NADPH oxidase activator activity; protein binding. The record is from RefSeq and is a predicted model, not a curated record. Bases 79 to 1569 code for a protein of 496 amino acids. The transcript has 16 exons. Lineage: Eukaryota; Metazoa; Chordata; Actinopteri; Labriformes; Labridae.